This is a messenger RNA of Eimeria tenella, 553 nucleotides long. RefSeq names its product inhibitor-1 of protein phosphatase type 2A, putative. Gene Ontology annotation, cellular component: nucleus. The annotation marks the transcript as partial. The record is from RefSeq and is a predicted model, not a curated record. Gene Ontology annotation, molecular function: histone binding. NCBI's taxonomy places the organism in Eukaryota, Apicomplexa, Conoidasida, Eucoccidiorida, Eimeriidae. The transcript has 3 exons.
CCCGGCCUUUUUGCUCCCGGGGCCCCCGGGGGCCCCGGGGGGCCCCCGGGGGCCCCCGGGGCCCCCAACGGGAGCGGGGCCGUGGACGUGCACCAGGAGCUCACAGAACUGAUCCUGGACGGCCGCAGCAUCCGCAGCAUCUCGCGAGAAGACGCAGCAGCUCUGGGGAAGUUUUCGAAUUUAACAAAACUGACUUUGAACCAAACGGGGCUGGCCUCGCUGGAGCACCUGCCGCGCAUGCCGGGUGUACGUACACUCGAAGCCACCGACAACCACCUCGCCAAGGACCUCCACUUCCUCGUCGAGGCCUUUCCCAACCUCAGGAAGCUCCAGCUCGGCGGCAACCACCUCAAGACCUUCGAGGACCUCCAGCCCCUGGCGCGGCUGACGCAGCUGGAGCAGCUGGGGCUGGACCUCAACCCCGUUGCUGCGCUGCCGGACUACAGAGAGAAGCUCUUUUUGCUGCUGCCUUCGCUGCAAGUCCUCGACUCCAGAGACCGCCUCGGCGAGGAGCGCGAGGCCCCCGACUCCGACGAAGACGACGAGGAAGACG